CCGGAAGUGGAAUCAAAACAUUGAGAGGUUGCAGGGGGUUAUUUAUUUAUUACGAGUCAAUGGCAGAAACAGUUAUCGCUUGAUGGGAAUAAUCAGGAAUCUGUCCGCGAAUUUGACAGUAAUUCGUCAAAGUUUAUUUAAAAAUCACCAAAAAACAAUCAUCAUGUCCAGAAAAGUUCAUGCCAGCAGGACUGAAGGGGUUGAUAAAAAUGUCUGGGUUGAAUUUACCCAGCUUGCUGCAGACUACAAAGCUGUGAACCUCGGUCAGGGGUUCCCUGACUUUUCUCCCCCUGAGUUCAUCCGAGAGGCUUUCUGUGAUGCUUUGAAAGGAGGACCUGCCAUGCACCAGUACACUCGGGCUUUUGGACACCCUCCCCUUGUAAAGAUCCUGGCCAAAUUUUUCAGCAGGAUUGUGGGACAUGAGAUCGAUCCUCUGGAGGACAUUUUGGUGACAGUCGGAGCUUAUCAGGCCCUUUUCUGUGCUUUUCAGGCUCUGAUUGAUGAGGAAGAUGAGGUCAUAAUUGUUGAACCGUUCUUUGACUGCUACCAGCCGAUGGUGGUGAUGGCUGGAGGGAAACCAGUGUACAUACCUCUAAGACCUAGAGAGGGCCGUGCCGUCUUGUCGAGUGGAGAUUGGGUUUUAUCCCCCGAGGAGCUGGCCAGUAAAGUCACUCCACGAACAAAAGCCAUCGUCAUCAACACCCCAAACAACCCUUUAGGAAAAGUUUAUAAGCUCGAGGAACUACAGAUGAUCGCAGAUCUUUGCAUCAAGCACGACCUGGUGUGUUUCAGCGACGAAGUGUACGAGUGGCUCACCUAUGAUGGUGCCAAGCAUGUAAAAAUCGCUAGCCUUCCUGGCAUGUGGGAGCGAACCAUCACUAUUGGGAGUGCUGGAAAGAGCUUCAGUGCUACUGGCUGGAAGGUCGGCUGGGCCAUCGGCUCGAGAGAUGUCAUCAAACACUUAAAAAUUAUUCAUCAAAACUCUAUUUACCACUGUGCAACAGCGGCUCAGGAAGCCGUGGCUCGUGGGUUUGAGAGAGAGUACGAGGUAUUUGGUGCUCCAGACAGCUACUUCCAGCAGCUGCCUGCCAUGCUGCACAACAAGAGACAGAAGCUGGCCACGUGUCUGCAGAGCGUCGGUCUGAACCCAAUCAUGCCAGAGGGAGGAUAUUUUAUGAUUGCAGAUAUUUCCUCUGUCAAAGUGGAUCUGAAUGAUGAGAGUAAUAAGGAUGAAUCACGCGACUUUAGAUUUGUCAAAUGGUUAAUUAAAGAAAAGGGCCUGGCGACAAUCCCCGUCUCUGCUUUUUACAGUCCGGAGCAUGGGAAGGAAUUUGACAAAUAUAUCCGUUUCUGUUUUGUAAAGGAGGACUCUACACUAAAAGCAGCAGAGGAUAUCUUAAAGAAAUGGAGUCAAAGAGAAUAAAAUUACCCGUCCAACCUCCUCCCACCAGCUCUUUUCAGGUGGCGUGAUCAGCUGUCUCAGGAAAACAUAAUAAAUACUUUUUUGUUUCCACUCUGUCCCAACAAACCUAUACAACUUCCAUCCACUUACCGUAAUUAAGCAUCUAUAAAAGCCAUAUGUACAUCAUAUACGUGCAGUUUUGUUUUAGAAAUUCUUCAUUUUACCUGCUCUCAAAUUCGAUUGAAAUAAACUCUUAAUGAAGCUUUUGAAAUGA
This is a messenger RNA of Oryzias latipes (Japanese medaka), 1676 nucleotides long. RefSeq names its product kynurenine--oxoglutarate transaminase 1. Gene Ontology annotation, molecular function: pyridoxal phosphate binding; L-kynurenine:2-oxoglutarate transaminase activity. NCBI's taxonomy places the organism in Eukaryota, Metazoa, Chordata, Actinopteri, Beloniformes, Adrianichthyidae. The record is from RefSeq and is a predicted model, not a curated record. Gene Ontology annotation, biological process: biosynthetic process. Gene Ontology annotation, cellular component: cytoplasm; mitochondrion.